AUGGAUCAGGUGAUGGAGAAGAUGCAGCUCCCAGCGCUGCCUUCUCUACCCAAACGAACCUACCGAGUUGGAGCUUUCGCGGUCCUCCUACUUGCCACAAUCACCAUAUUUAGCUGGCAUACGGGAUGGAUAGAGCAACAAACCAUUCGCGUGACCAGAUAUCGCGGUCCUCCAGUCGUAGUUUACGACAACGCACACAAAUUACAUGACGCUGAUGAGUUUUGGCCUCAUUUCACCAACGUCACGCGACUCCCACCCAUGAGCAUAGAGCAGGCCAAAUCGACGUGCAACUGGGCCAAGGACGACGACGAUGUCAACUUCACUUUCGGCGAAAAGUCGGGCUGGUUUCUUGAUCUGAGCUGGGUCACCAAGACCAAAAAGGAUCGAGAGAUUGAUCCUAUUAGAGCCAAGUGGCAAAAGAAGGUCAUGAACGGCUUGGUGCCUUACGAGAAGGUGGCGGACAGAUUUCAUGGACGCGGUAUCGUGGUAGUCAGUGGCGAUGGGAGAAGUUUAAAACGACUGAAGGUCAUCUUCAAGCAGCUUGCCAAGCUCGGUUGCACACUGCCCGUCGAGAUGCACUACUUUGGCCACGAGAUGUCCAACAGCGUGCAGGACGAAGUUGCAGCUCUAUGGCCCGUCAUCUUCUUUAACGAUCUGGCCUCGACCCACAACAUCAAAGAGUCCGCAUAUAACACAAACGUCGGUAUCCACUACCAGCUCAAGACUGCAGCUAUGGUCAACUCUCGAUUCGAAGAGCCCCUUCUGCUCGACUCCGACAACGUCCCCCUGGUGAAUCCCGAGACCCUGUACGAGAGCGACGUAUAUAAAGAGUACGGCUCCAUCUUCUGGCCCGAUAUUGCUCGAACCCGCCCUAACAACCCUAUCUGGCCCAUCACCAACACCCAAUGUCGCAUGAAUGAGUAUGAGCAAGAAAGUGGACAAGUUCUAGUCAACAAGAGGAAGUUCUUCUACCACCUUCAGCUGGCCGCCUGGUUCAUCGAUGCUCCCGACAACACCGGCCAGUUCAAGAACUACAUGCUGGGCGACAAAGACUGCUUCCGCUUCGCGUGGCACGCGCUCAAGACGAAGUACGGUUUCCCCUCGAAAUGGCUCUCCAGCGUAGGCACACUUGUUGGCGAUACGUACUGCGGCCACACCUUUGCCCAAUACCACCCCGAUGGCUACGUAGCCUUCAUGCACGGCGGCCUCCUCAAAACCCUGCGCAAACCUGUUGUCAGAUGGCAUCUCGAGCAAAGUGGAGGCAUCUACCAGGCAUACAAACGAAGUCCUUAUGAAGAAGAUCACACCAAGAGCACGCACGUGGAAAUUGGAUGGGAUAACUUUGACUACAUGCCGAACAAGCCCGAGAACCUUGUUCCCGCAUCAUGUGUGCAUUUCAGGGACGUCGAGCCACGACCGCUGGAGGAGAUCGCUCCAGGUUUCCAAGACACCUUCAGAGAAAUCGGAGGAUAUUGGAUGUUGGACGACGACAGUGUAUGCGAGUUCCUGGGCGGGCUUUGCGUGGAUACUGGGGGUUAA
Molecule: messenger RNA, 1539 nt
Organism: Zasmidium cellare ATCC 36951
Lineage: Eukaryota; Fungi; Ascomycota; Dothideomycetes; Mycosphaerellales; Mycosphaerellaceae
Product: glycosyltransferase family 71 protein
Exons: 1
Coding region: 1-1539 (512 amino acids)
Biological process (GO): mannan biosynthetic process
Cellular component (GO): Golgi apparatus
Molecular function (GO): alpha-1,2-mannosyltransferase activity
Source: RefSeq, a predicted model, not a curated record